Chilo suppressalis (striped riceborer) is the source of this 366-nucleotide messenger RNA. The record is from the annotation of a GenBank genome assembly. NCBI's taxonomy places the organism in Eukaryota, Metazoa, Arthropoda, Insecta, Lepidoptera, Crambidae.
AUGCGCAUAACCCUUAUAUACAAUGCAGAAGAUCGCAUAAAAUUGUAUGCGAGAUUGAACGUUAUCACCGGGUGGCGCCAUCUAUUGGAUGGAGUAUGUAGCGCGCCCCCGUACCAAACUUCAGUCGCUGCCUUCCAAACACCACAUGAUCCCGACGCGCCUUCCCGCCAAUACCCUAAGCUCCGCGAAUUUCGCCACUGGCUAGUUGGCAACAUCCCUGGCGGCAACGCAUCCGCUGGAGAAACCUUGUCGGCUUACGUCAGUCCUGUCCCGCCACCAAACACUGGCCUCCAUCGCUACGUAUACCUGGUGUACAAGCAACCCUCCAGGCUUAAUUUCGAUGAAUCUCGUUUGACUAACACGUGA